Molecule: messenger RNA, 2277 nt
Organism: Anneissia japonica
Lineage: Eukaryota; Metazoa; Echinodermata; Crinoidea; Comatulida; Comatulidae
Product: mesotocin receptor-like
Exons: 1
Coding region: 317-1399 (360 amino acids)
Biological process (GO): G protein-coupled receptor signaling pathway
Cellular component (GO): membrane
Molecular function (GO): peptide binding; G protein-coupled receptor activity
Source: RefSeq, a predicted model, not a curated record
CCUAAGUGGUAUAACAAGUCAAGCAGCUUGAGAAGCCGUUGAAGAAACUACGUCAUCAUCAAGCUAUUCACUGCGAAAUGAACGCUAAUUCAAGAAUGAACGGCUUGUACGUUUUUGUUCAAAUUCCAUCUUGAGAAUUGAGACAGCGUCGACUUGGCUGACAUAUAAUACAAUUAUUACACAAAUUAUCCUUUUUUAGAAUGCACGCGUCUAUUAUACUGAAUUGAAUGCCUCUGAAAAGGACGAUCUUUCUGAUACCAAUAAACGCCGACUUGUACCUUUUCCAUCAAAUUAUAUAGUCUCGCGAAUUGUGAAAAUGUUUAAUGAUACAGAGUUCCAAGAUAAUGGAACCAUGGCAACUACUCUACCACCAUGGACCAGUUACCAUCAACCAUCUCGUAUGAUCGCCGAAGGAGUAAUUUUUAUCCUGGCAUUUACCGGCAAUACCGCUCUUCUUGCCUGGAUGGUCGUAAACAAGCGAGUCCGCUUCCAUAGUUACAUAAUUUCGUUAGCUGUGGCUGAUCUUAGCGUUGCAUUGUUCGGUGUGCUUGGUGAGUUGAUCCGAGAAGCCCUAGACCGACGAUGGUUAGCUUCUGACGGGGCCUGCCGUGUGUUUACCUUGGUGCAGGUGAUUACUUUAUUGGCUUCGAAUUAUAUGAUAGCUGCCAUUGCAGUUGAUCGAUACCACUCACUUUUCAGUCCUCUAAAGAAGCCGCUGGAUUCAGGUAAACUUAUUUGUAUUGCAUGGACUUUAGCGUGCAUAUUCGCAACCCCCCAACUAUUCAUAUUCCAAAGAACCAUUCACAGUGGCGUCCCGAUGUGUCUCACUACAUUUGGAAAGGACGCUCCAGAGAAAACUAUAUAUAUUGUGUAUGCUACUGUGUUCGCCUUCUUUAUUCCAUUCUCCUUCAUCACAUUUGCGUACGUGCGCAUUGUUGCUAAGCUAUGGAAUACGCGACACAGCACAUUACCCGAUUCACAGUAUAAAAAGAAAACGCGUGUUCGCACGCUAAAAAUGACUUGUGCAAUUAUUAUGGUAUUCAUAUUAUGUGGGUUCCCCUAUUUCGCUACCGAACUUUAUGUAGCCGUAAACCCGCCAAAACCAACAGAUUCCAGUAGAAAGUCAUCUUUGCAGCAAAAAAUCUACGGUGUGUUUUCUAUUUUAGCUGUUAGCAACAGUGCCGUCAAUCCAUAUAUUUUCUUCGUGUUUUACGCAUUCCGACAAGCUCGUCAGAACUGUGUGAAUGUAUUGGCGUCGUCUAGAACACGUGUACGUAGCUACAGGGCUGCGUCGCAGACAGACAACACUAAACGUACCGUAGUGGAACUUGAAGAGACGAAUCGUGCUGUAGGACCGUGUGGUGAACGAAUUGAAGAUGAUGUUGGCUGUAAAGUUUAAAUGGCAAGUGCACGAAUCUAAAAAACAAGCUUUCAAAAUCAAGGUUAGCACUCGACGUUUAAUUAAAACAGAUAAAAUACAUCUAUUAUUAAAAAUUGUAAUUUAUUGAAUAACGGAAAGUAAAACGCAUCACAAGGAUACUGUUCUAGAUGUGAUUAAAAUAAAGAUCCCGUGCUAAGCCAUGCUAUAUUAUAAUAUUAUAUGUAUGCUUGGAUCUGCAGUGUUCUGAUUUGCACGUUCACUACAAUCCAACGUAUUGUUAAUUCAUACGAUGCCUGUACAACGUACCGGUACUUUAAGAUAACUUAUAAUUACAAUUGGUAUCGUAUGCUAAUAGAAAAAAAUAUGACAUUAUAAUGACACCACCUAUUCGUAUUUGUGUAGUUAAAUUCCUGAAAAUUGUACGUUAAAAUGUAUAACCACAUUUCUAUAUUUAAUAUUAAGUAAUAUAUAUAAUUAUAUAUAUAUAAUUAAUUAUAUAAACAUGUACCUUUAUACAGUAAGAAGGUAGUAAUGUAUCUAAUAAAAAAUAAAUGAUACUAAUAAACGACAUGUUUCGACGUCUCACACGUCAUCAUCAGGCAACAAUGCUUAUGCUACGUGUGACACGUCGAAACAUAUAGUAGUAUCACAUAUGUAUAUAUAUAUAUAUACAUAUAUAUAUAUAUAUAUAUAUAUGUAUAGAUGUAAUUACCAUUGUCUUAUUCCUUAUUGAGAUUCAGCUUGAAUGCACAGAAGAGGGUGUAUCCAGAUCUCUGACAGUCUGACAAGGCGAUAUUAAUGCUAUAUCAAAAUUGUGACGUGCGUAGGAAUUCAGUAUGGAUGUAUGUACAUACAUGAUAUAUACAUGAACGCAUUAUGUAUAUUUGUAUAACUUA